Molecule: messenger RNA, 552 nt
Organism: Manacus vitellinus (golden-collared manakin)
Lineage: Eukaryota; Metazoa; Chordata; Aves; Passeriformes; Pipridae
Gene: NPPC
Product: natriuretic peptide C
Source: RefSeq, a predicted model, not a curated record
AUGAAUGAAGCAGAAAGCCCAAGUUCACAAGCUCGGCACUUUGCAGGCGGCAGGAGGGACCUCGCGGCUCCGCUCUGAACUUUGACUCCCGUCGGUCCCGGCCUCUCCCCGGGGCUGCCCUCGGUCCGCUGCCCCCCCGGCUCCCUUCCCGCCCGGCCCCGCAGGAUGCAGAUCUCAUCCUUGCUGCUGGUGGACUUUUUUACUCGCGCUGCUCCUCCGUCAGGCUGGAGGCGAAUGCCGGCGUCUCAGCUCCCACAGAAGGCGUCCCGCGGGGUCGGCGGCGCAGCGAGCAGCGCGGCGGCGGGUCCGCCCGAGCGCGGAGCGAAGAAGGAGCGGGAGAAGGAGCGUGAGAAGGAGCGGAGCGGCGGCGGCGGGUUCGGGCCCGCGGCGAGCGCUGGAGGCGUCGGGGCCGAGGCGCGCCGCGGUGGCGGCUUGCGCGUGCUGCAGGACCCGCCGGGCCGCCGCCACAAGGGCCUCCAGAAGGGCCCUGGCAGGGCUGCUUCGCGGCUCAAGCUGGAUCGCAUCGGCGCCAUGAGCGGCCUCGGAUGCUGA